Molecule: messenger RNA, 1897 nt
Organism: Gossypium arboreum
Lineage: Eukaryota; Viridiplantae; Streptophyta; Magnoliopsida; Malvales; Malvaceae
Product: vicilin Pis v 3.0101-like
Exons: 6
Coding region: 55-1683 (542 amino acids)
Source: RefSeq, a predicted model, not a curated record
AUAUAAUCCCAAUCUCCAUCUCUGAAAUCUCUGCACCAAGUUACACUUUUUAAAAUGUCUGCCAAAUCAAAGCUUUCUACACUUAUUUUAAUCCUGUCUCUUGUGUUUCUCUAUGCCGGCUGCUUAGCCUUUGCUAAGCAAGACCCUGAGCUAACACAAUGCACCCACCAAUGCAGAGUCCAGCAACAAUACGAUGAAAAACAAAAGGAAGAGUGUGUGAGGACAUGUGAAGAGUACCACCGUGAGAAAAAGGAUAGAGAGUCCCUUAAAGAAGUUGGGCAAGACCCUGAUGUCGAAUUUCACCCUGGCGACGGAUUGAGUGAGUGCCGGAGCCGGUGCGCGGGACUAGCAGGAGAGGUGCGGCAGCUGUGCCUCUUCCGGUGCCAACAGAAAUGGCGGAGAGAUUAUGCGAGCCGGUGGGAGGAAGAAGGCAAGAAACAGAGUAAAGAAGACGCAGAAGACGAAGGAGAAGAGGAAAAGCACAAUCCUUACGUAUUUGAAGAUAAACAUUUCUCUACUGCAAUCAAGACAGGGAAAGGAAGAGUUGAUCUUCUCACCAAAUUCACACACAACUCGGAUAUUCUUCGUGGCAUUGAGAAUUAUCGACUGGCCCUCCUUGUUGCCAGUCCAAAGUCAUUCGUAGUCCCAAAUCAUUUCGAUGCUAACGCCAUAUUUGUUGUCACUCAAGGACGUGGAACACUCACGCUGAUCCAUGAAGAUAAGAGAGAGAGCUUUAACAUUGAAACUGGAGACAUCAUCUAUGUUCAUGCUGGGACUCCUCUAUAUUUGAUCAACAGAGAUGACGACGAGAAACUGUUUAUCGUCAAGUUAUUGCAACCCAUCAAUCAACCAGAUCAUUACGAGGUAUUUUAUGGUGCUGGUGGUGCAAAACCAGAAUCAUUCUACGAAACAUUUAGCACUGAAAUCCUUGAAGCUGCUCUCAAGACUUCAAGAGAUAAGUUGGAGAAGUUUUUCGAUAAACAAGGCAAAGGACCCUUCCUCGAAGCUUCCAAAGAACAAAUCGAGGCCAUGAGUAGCCAUGAGGAAGGCAGCAAAGGCGGUGGUUUGUGGCCAUUUGGAAGUGAGUCAAAAUCAGAGAGUGCAUUCAACCUCUUCAGAAAGCGUCAGCCUUCACAUUGUAACAGAUAUGGUCAGCUCUUUGAAGUUGAAGAAGAUGAAUUCAAGCGCCUUAAAGACUUCGAUCUCAGGGUCUCCUAUGUCAACAUCACCAAGGGAUGUAUGUCAGCCCCAUUCUACAACUCAAGGGCAAUAAAGAUAGCCAUUGUUGUGAAAGGUGAAGGAUACUUUGAAAUGGUAUCACCUCCUGUUUCCCCCAAGUCCAGUCAGGAGGAUUCAGCAGGAAGAAAGAGUGGGUCUCGUUAUCAAAAGAUAAGCUCACGUUUGAGAUCCGACACGGUGUUCGUUGUUCCAGCAGGGCAUCCUUUCGUUACAGUUGCUUCAAGAAACAAUAAUCUAGAGAUUCUAUGCUUUGAGGUCAACAUAGAAAACAACGUUAGGUACCUUCUUGCAGGGGAGGGGAAUUAUGUUCAGCAAUUCGAGAAGGAAGCAAAGGAACUGGCAUUCAAGAGCAAGGAAGAAGAGGUGGAUAGGAUCUUUGGUAACCAAGAUGAGGAGUUCUUUUUCCCUGGACCAAGGCAACAAAGAGGCCGAAAUUAUGAAUGAAGAUUGGGAGUUGUGGGGUUUAAGCUUUGAGGGGUUAUGUGUGUGUGUUAAGAUGAGGAGCUCCAUGGCUGAGAGCUUAGCCGAGUAGUUUCUGUAAAUGCUGAAGUUGUGAAUGUUGUGAAAUGGGAAAAAACUGAUGCGAGAACGAUGUAAAUUAUCUUUGGUUUUACGUGUUUGGGCCCAUGUUUAAAUAAAAACUCCAGCCUUCCAACGA